Messenger RNA from Helicoverpa armigera (cotton bollworm), 1668 nucleotides. RefSeq names its product homeobox protein unc-42. Bases 99 to 1316 code for a protein of 405 amino acids. Gene Ontology annotation, biological process: regulation of transcription by RNA polymerase II. Lineage: Eukaryota; Metazoa; Arthropoda; Insecta; Lepidoptera; Noctuidae. The transcript is spliced from 6 exons. The record is from RefSeq and is a predicted model, not a curated record. Gene Ontology annotation, molecular function: RNA polymerase II transcription regulatory region sequence-specific DNA binding; DNA-binding transcription factor activity, RNA polymerase II-specific.
CGCCCGUGGGCGGCGACGUGAGUUCCUCUCGCGCAGUCGCGAACAAUUAACGCGCGGGGCGGCGUGGUCGGUGCGGCGCGACGUGCGACGUCACUAUAAUGUGGUUAGUCAGUGAGCGUCGGGGCCGAGCCGACGGCGACGGCGACGGCACGGAGCACGAUCACCGUAGCGCGGGAGAGCCGCGCUGGUCGCUCAGCCAGCGCGCCGGCCACAGCACGGUGGAGUUCAAGAGCGCGGCGUGCGCGGGGGCCUCCGAGCCGCCCGCGCCGCCUCUCACCGCGCUGCCGGACCCGCAGCAGUUCAACAUAUUCCCGGCCUUCUUCAGCCGCCAGCUCAACUUCAGCGGCGGCGGUGGCUGCGGCCAGGGCUCCAAGAUAAUGGAGGAGCUGCGACCGAACCUGGUGGGCGGGCUGCUGGGGGUGCCGGGGCUGCUGGACGAGCACCAGCCGGACGCCAAGUUCCUGCCGGCGGGAGGCGAGAGCAAGUACACGCCGGACAAGGGGCGCAAGUGCAGCAACGCGUCCUCGUCGUCUGCGGAGGAGUUCGGCGGGCUGUACGGCGCGGAGCACGCCGCCACGCCGCCCGCGCCGCCGCUCAGCCGCUCCUUGCAGGAUAACACAGCGGAAGGUGCAUUCAAGAAAUUAAAGCCGGAGCCAGGCGGGGCGGGCGGCGCGUCAGGUGCCUCCGCGCUGUCACCAGCUCUAGGCCCCCAGCAUGCGGGACACACGCCCACCACGGCGUCCUGUCCCACGCCUGCGCGUCGCCGGCAUAGGACUACCUUCACGCAGGAACAAUUAGCAGAAUUAGAAGCGGCAUUCGCAAAAUCACAUUACCCCGACAUUUACUGUAGAGAAGAGCUGGCGCGGACCACCAAACUCAACGAGGCGAGGAUACAGGUGUGGUUUCAAAACCGGCGCGCAAAAUAUCGCAAGCAAGAGAAGCAGCUACAGAAAGCGUUGGCACCGGCCGUGCUUCCUGGCUGCAACGGCAUGAUGAGGAACAUCCAAGGGUACAGGGGCUACCAGCCGUACCCGCACCCGAACACCAUCAAUAGAUACCCGCAGCACCACGGCAGCUACGAGGAGCUGCAGAAGGACAUAUUCUCGCUGUCACAGAUGGGCGGUGGCUCGUACCCCAUGCCGCAAGGCUUCUCCAUGGGGCACGGCGCCAAUAUGAGCGCCGUCGGCAUGCGACAGGAUACUAUGGGUAUGAGCGCCGAAGACGAAUGGUACAACAAAUCGCUGUCUGCUCUACGGAUGAACAGCGGCCACCACGCGAACCUAGCUGCCGCGCCGAUGCUCCAAUACCAGACCUAAUCGUUGCUGCACGGCGCCGAUUACUCGCCGGCGCCGGCGCACGACUACGCGCCGCCGUAGUCAGCGCGACAUGGAUCGCGAACUGCGGAAACGUUCGUACCUACGUGGUUUGUCUCCAAAUGUACAUUCAUUCUGUAGCUGUUUCAUUGCCUACUUAUGUUCUCAGUAGCUGUUUGGUGGUGUUUACAUUCGUACCAGCGAGUAUGUACGAAUGUAAGGUUUGAAGGAAAUGAAGUGGUGAAAUUGUUAAUAUAUGAUUCAUCUGUCAUGUAACACAUCGGUAGUUUUUUCCCAGUUUAAAGCAGUUUAUUGUUGUUUGUAAAUAUUAAAAUUAACAUAAAACUAUUCGUCC